This is a messenger RNA of Clonostachys rhizophaga, 429 nucleotides long. The record is from the annotation of a GenBank genome assembly. Lineage: Eukaryota; Fungi; Ascomycota; Sordariomycetes; Hypocreales; Bionectriaceae.
AUGGCAAGCCUUAAUUUCAUAUACCAGCCCUCCAUUGUUGAGAGGGGAGCCAACUUCAGGAAGCCCCCCAUCAUCAUCAAGUUUGAGAACUUCCCCGCCGGCUACAGCUACUUCUCGGCAAAAAUCUGCCUCAAGGACGAGAAUAAUGAGGAGUAUGUGAAUGGGUCCCUUGGCGGUCAUACUAUAGCGUCCCCCAUCUUCGACGAGGCCAACACGUGCUACUUCAAGAUCCGGCACACCAAUAUCACGCAAAAGGGGAAAUUUCGCAUCGAGGUCCAGGUUUUUGGCAUUCCUGCGAAUCCAGACCAUGGGCAAACUUACAUCACCCACAACUGCUCCAGCCCCAUCAAGGUCAUCAGCCGCGACCCAGAGGUUCGCCUCAGCAACCAGGAGAGAGCGUUUAUAACUUACAUCAAGUCUCUGGAGUGA